Molecule: messenger RNA, 984 nt
Organism: Brassica napus (rape)
Lineage: Eukaryota; Viridiplantae; Streptophyta; Magnoliopsida; Brassicales; Brassicaceae
Product: proteasome subunit alpha type-2-A
Exons: 12
Coding region: 116-823 (235 amino acids)
Biological process (GO): ubiquitin-dependent protein catabolic process
Cellular component (GO): proteasome core complex, alpha-subunit complex; proteasome core complex
Source: RefSeq, a predicted model, not a curated record
UCUUUAAGAAACCGAAGCUUUAUUUCUUCUCCUCUUCGUUCAUCUCUCUCUCUCCUUCGUCUACUCUGUUGUUCGAUCUGUAUAUCAAAGGUUUUUGAGCUAAGCUUAAGGUGCAAUGGGAGACAGUCAGUACUCGUUUUCUCUCACUACCUUCAGUCCAUCAGGGAAGCUGGUUCAGAUAGAGCAUGCUCUAACAGCUGUUGGAUCAGGCCAGACAUCUUUGGGAAUCAAAGCUUCAAACGGAGUUGUCAUUGCAACAGAAAAGAAACUUCCUUCUAUUCUGGUUGAUGAAGAAUCUGUUCAGAAGAUUCAGCAUUUGACUCCCAACAUUGGAGUUGUUUACAGUGGUAUGGGUCCUGAUUUCCGAGUUCUUGUGCGAAAGAGUAGGAAGCAGGCUGAGCAAUAUAACCGUCUGUACAAAGAACCCAUCCCCGUUACUCAACUUGUAAGAGAAACUGCAACUGUGAUGCAAGAGUUCACUCAAUCAGGUGGUGUUAGGCCGUUUGGAGUUUCUCUACUAGUGGCUGGGUAUGAUGACAAAGGUCCACAGCUCUAUCAGGUGGAUCCGUCUGGCUCUUAUUUCUCAUGGAAAGCUUCUGCCAUGGGAAAGAAUGUUUCAAAUGCUAAGACAUUUCUUGAGAAGAGGUACACUGAAGAUAUGGAACUUGAUGAUGCCAUUCACACUGCCAUUUUAACUUUGAAGGAAGGUUUCGAGGGAGAAAUCUCUAGCAAAAACAUUGAGAUUGGCAAGAUUGGUGCUGACAAAAUUUUCAGGGUACUAACACCUGCUGAGAUUGACGAUUACUUGGCUGAAGUAGAGUAAACUUUCACUUGCCCGUCCGUGCAGCUUAGCCCGCUUUGAAUCCUAAUGCUAUCUUUUUCUUUUCUCUGACUGGUUGCACAAACUUGGUUGUUAUUGCUUCUGUAAAACUUUUGGAACUUGUUAAGACUCUAGACCCAAUUUUAGAAUCUGUUUUCUUUUCA